AUGCCAACCCUCUUCAACACCGUCCGGACAUGCAUUUACCGUAGAUCUUUAAUUGCUGCGUUCAUUUCUCAACCAUUUUCCCUCAACGUUAGGCUUGGAUUCAGUUUCUUCCUGCGGGAGCGGAAUCCCAUAUCAACCAGGAUUGAGCUCGGAUGUUUGGGUCUCGCGGGACUUUUGUUCUUAGCCGUGCGAAGACACCGUAAAGGCGACGAACACAUGUGGCAUGGUCCCGUAACGUCUUGCGCUUGGUUCAAUGACUACGGGAAGAAGCAACAAACCCGGAGCCAGAGUCAGAGGAGCAUCCUUCCGACGCAGCAGGCCCAGACCCGCGAGGUGACUGUCGCGCCACUGACCGCACCGCCGGUACCGUCCAAACAGCGUCAUCGGUCAUCACGGUCAAGAGGACAUUCACAGUCAAGAAGAGGGGGACCUUACGCAGAACGGUAUCCGUCGUCAAGGUCUCAUGGGCGACAGGCUUCAGGAAGUACGUCGACAAAUGACAUUGAGAGCGGGGUGAUGCGAAAUCCGAAUCGGAUAGCGGCAGGUCCACGAGUUGCAAACCGGUAG
Messenger RNA from Desarmillaria tabescens, 567 nucleotides. RefSeq lists its product as uncharacterized. Lineage: Eukaryota; Fungi; Basidiomycota; Agaricomycetes; Agaricales; Physalacriaceae. The record is from RefSeq and is a predicted model, not a curated record. The transcript has 3 exons. Bases 1 to 567 code for a protein of 188 amino acids.